GCCAUGUCAGAGGUCCUCACUGUAGAUGCUAUUUUGUUUGGGCUCUUGGUUUUUUCUGGCAUCCUGGGAAACAUCUUGGUCAUCCAUGUGGUGUUUCAGUCAGCCAGUGAGAGUCCGGCUCGGAGACUCCCUUCUUCUGACACCAUCUUGGUGCACCUGUCGUUGGCCAACCUGCUGACCUCACUCUUCCGCACGGUGCCCAUCUUCGUGUCAGACCUGGGCCUGAAUGUGUCUCUGUCUCCAGGCUGGUGCCGAGUCUUCAUGCUGCUGUGGGUGUGGUGGCGAGCCGUGGGCUGCUGGGUGACUCUGGCGCUCAGUGUCUUCCACUGCACCACCCUGAGGCGACAGCACGUAGCCUUCGGACCUCUCGCACAUCAGAGGGAGAGGCGGAGGGUGUGGUUCGUUCUGGGCCUGGUGUGGGGGGUUAACCUGGUCUUUUCUAUUCCGGCCCUGGUAUACACCACCCACAUUCACGGCAACGCCACCGUGGAGCUGAUGGUGAUCAGCUGCACCACCAGGCCUCUGCUGGGCUGCAUCUGGGAGUUCCCAUCUCAGCAGCAGGGCUCAGCCUUUGCCUCCACCUCACUGGCUCUAAAUGAGGUGUUGCCGUUGGUGCUGAUGAUGUUCACCAAUCUGGCCACACUUCAGGCUCUGGCCAAACACAUCAGAGCCGUCACCUCAGGUGGAGAGGGGGGAGGAAAUCAUGGGGAACUGGACAAACACGUGUCCACUGAGCGAAAGGCAGCUCAUGUCAUCAUGUCUCUGGUGUCGCUCUUCGUGGUCUGCUGGACGCUGCAGGUCGCCGCGGUGACGUACUACAACCACGACGGGGGACACCACGCAGAGGGGCUGCUGACCGUGGCCCACUUCUCCGCCUCGUUAUUUGUGGGCUUCAGUCCAAUGGUGGUGGCGCUGGGACAUGGCAAGCUGAGGAGAAGAAUCAUGAGCAUGAUACAGGGGUGGUCCAAAGUUCUGAAACGUCACCGUGAGGUCGCUGAACAGGGAAGUACAUCUCCAAAGACUGAAGGAAAAAAGGGAAAGUCAACUGUUUUUGUUGUUCAAAAUGAGAGAAAAUCAUAA
Limanda limanda (common dab) is the source of this 1080-nucleotide messenger RNA. RefSeq names its product olfactory receptor class A-like protein 4. Gene Ontology annotation, cellular component: membrane. Lineage: Eukaryota; Metazoa; Chordata; Actinopteri; Pleuronectiformes; Pleuronectidae. Gene Ontology annotation, biological process: G protein-coupled receptor signaling pathway. The transcript is spliced from 2 exons. The record is from RefSeq and is a predicted model, not a curated record. Bases 4 to 1080 code for a protein of 358 amino acids. Gene Ontology annotation, molecular function: G protein-coupled receptor activity.